This is a messenger RNA of Perkinsus marinus ATCC 50983, 1069 nucleotides long. RefSeq lists its product as hypothetical. The record is from RefSeq and is a predicted model, not a curated record. Bases 41 to 1069 code for a protein of 342 amino acids. Lineage: Eukaryota; Perkinsozoa; Perkinsida; Perkinsidae. The transcript is spliced from 6 exons.
AGUUAGUUAUGUACAGCCAUCUUGGGCAGACUACAAGAGAAUGGAUGGAGGCCCGAGUGCAGCCCGUGUGGAUAAGCUUACCUAUGCUCAACAAGUAGCGAUGGAUAAGAUACAGAAGCUUGGUACACCAUGGACUGAUAAAGAUACUCGUCAUAGAUUGAAGGACUUUCUUACAUCAGGAGCAUAUGGUCACUGGUCUGCUAUGAGAUCAUACAUCAUCGGCUCCCAAGAAGAUAUGCCCCCACAGCGGAGCCCAUCAGAAGCCUCUUCAUCAUCAUCUUCGAGUGAUAGUGAGGAAGAUGGUAGGGAUACACCUAAGGCACCUAGUAGUAAUGAAGGUGAUGGUGGUCCAAUGGUGGUGGAUGAGGUACUGUGUGAGGUCCUCAUGCUAUCAUUCAUUGGUCUGUUGAUAAAGGUUAUAGUCCUUUUAGCGGAGCGUAACGUGAACAAUGAGGAGGAGGAUGAUGAUUCGGAUUAUGUACCAGAUGGAGCAUCAACUGCUAGCUCAACAAGAGGAGAGAAUACCCUUCUUGACCAGCUUGAAUGGCUUCUCGACAUCCCUUUACUCAAGGCAGUUGCCGAUACUCUCAACACUACCACUACUACCUCUCUUACUAAUACCAAUGAGCGCUGUUGGGCUCGUCUAUGGGAACGCCUUAAACAAGAUGGUCGGAGGGCAACUAGUGGUGGUGUGGACACUGAGUAUACGGUGAUACUUAAUGGUAUAGGAACGUUACUCACUAGCAAUGUGUCACCAGUAGUGGCCUAUCUAUUCCCUCAAUGGAGUAGGCUAGUUGAUGGCAGUAUGAAGAUGGAGGAGAAGAUGGAUUACAUUGAUCAAGCAGCUGAAGAGGCUCAGAAGAUGCUAAAUACUAUGAAUGCCAUACAUGGCUUGGUCACUCUAGUGGCACCAUCAUUACCAUCAUCCAUUGAUACUCCCUUCAUCGUCACAUCAGUAGCAAGAGGUCACGAGAAUGAUGAGGAGGAGGAGGUCGCUACGAUGAGGAUGUGUCGGUUGAAUGGCUUCAACGUAAAGAUCAAUACCAUAGAUUUAUCAGCUCAGCUUUAA